Molecule: messenger RNA, 1474 nt
Organism: Gasterosteus aculeatus aculeatus (three-spined stickleback)
Lineage: Eukaryota; Metazoa; Chordata; Actinopteri; Perciformes; Gasterosteidae
Source: RefSeq, a predicted model, not a curated record
UUUAUUAUCUGGUGAAAACGUAAUAACAGCUGAUACUGUAGGCAAUUCUUCUUUUUCCACCAGUGGACGACUGAGGCCAUUUGCCUUUUCCUCUGAAUGAGCGGGUUCUUUUCCACCUACUUACCGCCUGCCGUAGUCGCAAGGCAGCCUGGGUAAUCUGACAGUGAAAGCGGCGGGAGCAUUAUAUUCAUCCUUCAAAUUGUUGCGUUAAUGUCCGGCAGUUAUACUGAACUUCAAUUAAGUCGGUAGCUAUAAUUCUGAACCGGGCGUUGUAAAUAAGGCUCGAGUUUAGCGGUAUCCGAGCUGUUUAGUAGUUAAUGCCGCUGUCUCUUGCUCUCAACGUCUUGUUUUGAAGGUGCUUUUAAACCGUUCCCAGGUGCCGGAGUCUCAACGUUUGUUUUUGGUUAGCCAGCUUUAGCGCUUUGACAACAAUGGCGAAGGUUCAGGUGUUAAAUGUGGCCGUCCUGGACAAUCCGAGUCGCUUUGGAAACCCUUUUCAGUUUGAGAUUACGUUUGAGUGUAUGGAGGACCUUCCCGAAGACCUCGAAUGGAAGAUCAUCUACGUUGGCUCAGCAGAGAGCGAAGAGUACGAUCAAAUCCUCGACUCUGUCUUGGUCGGCCCCGUGCCCGCUGGGAGACAUAUGUUUGUGUUUCAGGCUGAUGCCCCAAACACUGGAUUGAUUCCUGAAAGUGAUGCUGUUGGUGUGACCGUAGUGCUUAUUACCUGCACAUACCGUGGCCAGGAGUUCAUUCGCAUCGGUUACUAUGUGAACAAUGAAUACACAGAACCGGAGCUUCGGGAAAAUCCACCGAUCAAGCCCAACUACACACAGCUCCAGAGAAAUAUUCUGGCAUCAAACCCGCGUGUGACCAGAUUCCAUAUAAACUGGGAUGGCUGUGCAGAGCGAAUGGAGGACUGUGAAAAUGUGGAUCCCACGUCAAACUCCAUGCUCCCUCCCUCUUGUCUCCCAGGAAAGGCCCCCCCAUUGGGGCUACUACCGGAUAACUCUAUGGACUGCUUAUAGAGACGACCCUGCCCCAAAUGUGAUACGUGUCAUUUGCAAGGAAGGUUAUGACCGUCUGACACUUAUAGAUUGGGAGUUCAUUGCCAUGACGUUGAAAGCAAUAUCGAAGUUGUUUAACUCAUGGAAUGGAAAAAGGUAACCAACUAUAUGGAAUAAUGCAGCUGAACUGAAACGGCGCGGCAAGCUGAUGUGUGAUUCACCUUCCUUCCUUCUGUUGUUACAGAACUCCUUUAUACCUGUAUGAGAGGAUUCCAGCAACGAAGCUAAAGUCAAAUAAAUUAUAAUACACUGCCGUACAGGAAUUUGAUAUUCUGCCAUUAUAUUUGUGUUCAAAUUAUUUUUUUGCACUUACACAUUUUUCCACUUAGAUUGUUGAGCUGUGUGUGGGAUACAUCCAUGUUUUUGUUUGCUUGCAACUUUCCCAAAUUAAAAAUAAUAUUAUUAAUGUA